This is a messenger RNA of Mycosarcoma maydis (corn smut), 615 nucleotides long. RefSeq lists its product as uncharacterized. The transcript is spliced from 3 exons. The record is from RefSeq and is a predicted model, not a curated record. Bases 1 to 615 code for a protein of 204 amino acids. Lineage: Eukaryota; Fungi; Basidiomycota; Ustilaginomycetes; Ustilaginales.
AUGUACGUCACUUUAUGGUCACCAGCAGUCGGAAUCGAUUCCUACCAUUCGCCCUGCUUUAGCCUUGUAGAAGAUAGGAAUCUUUUCACGAUUUGUCGAGACUCGUUGAGAGAAAAAAUAAGCGGUGAUUUGGUUUCGCUAAAACGAAGAAACACGUUCCAGGAAAAGAGAAAAAUGGACAAGUUUAAAGAAAAAUACUGUGUGUUCUUGUUGGUGUGUUUGGCUUUCAGCGACAGGCGGAAAAAAGAGCGAAAAAAACAAGUGCUUGCAGUUGCUGGAAAGCUAUGCCACAGUGCUUCCGCUUGGUUCCUGUCGACAGAGCUCGUAGCCGUACCGUUCACCCGCUUCCCACAUGCAAAACGAUCUGUUGAUCAUUUGAGGAAGGUUCAAGGCCGUGUUUGGGAGCUCCGCUGGUUCAAGAAUUCGAAUUAUGUGCGCUUUUGCAGAUCUCUGCACGUCAAUGUCGAUCGGUGGAUAUACAACUCUACUUGUGCCAAGAGGUUCUCUGCUCGGACAAGUGGAUUUGUGACCAUCUUCUCACCGACCCGCUUGUAUACCGACCUGCUGCAAGCCAACAGCAAACAUGCAAGCUGUCAUGGGCAGGAGGUCAAUUAA